AUGGCCUCCAACGUGACGUCCUUCAGCACUCUCAGGGCCCGGUCCUAUAUCUUUCGGCUACCUCUUUUUACGCGCAUCGUGUUGCUCGCAAUUGUGGCAGCAUGGGCUGCCAGCUUACAACCGGCUUGGGACGUGAAGCAAUGGGGCGCGUUGAUCCCAGACCAGCUGUCCUUCACGUCGUCGUACCGAAUGAAUACAUAUCCCUUCGUUCAUGUUAAUUUCGUCCAUGUCAUCCUCAACCUUGUCGCCUUGACACCGUUACUGGAGCGAUUCGAGGCCGAGUUCGGUACCCUGACGUCUAUUGCGCUGUUCAUCGGCCCGCUCUCAACGAUUCCGGCUGUCGUAUACGUGCUGAUCGAGCGAUUUCUCUUCAAGGGCAAUGUUAGUGUUAUGGGCGCUAGCGUAUGGGUCUUUCUUCUUCUCGGAAUGGAGGCUAUCCGCACAUACAAGACGAACCCUUACUUGACGAUUGCGACCCACUCCAUUCCUACAUGGACAACGCCAUUGAUCCUCGUUCUGGUCGUUACAGCGCUCGUUCCCGGCACGAGUUUGCUAGGCCAUCUAUGUGGUGUUUUGGUUGGAUAUCUUUUCGGUCUCGGAUAUCUUAAGUUCCUGAGCCCACCGGAGAAGGCGUUGCGGUGGGUUGAGUCGAAGCUGAACCUCUUGGGACGUCUGCCUCACUACGUAAGCGUCGACCAGAAGACGUACGGUCGUUUCGGUGUCUUGCCCUCCAGCAGCCACCCUCCCGGUACAAGCGCGCCCAUUGCUCUGGUGGGCAGCACGCAGAGACUCGGUCCUUGA
This is a messenger RNA of Colletotrichum siamense, 801 nucleotides long. RefSeq names its product Rhomboid protein 2 (gene RBD2). The record is from RefSeq and is a predicted model, not a curated record. NCBI's taxonomy places the organism in Eukaryota, Fungi, Ascomycota, Sordariomycetes, Glomerellales, Glomerellaceae. Bases 1 to 801 code for a protein of 266 amino acids. Gene Ontology annotation, molecular function: serine-type endopeptidase activity. The transcript is spliced from 5 exons. Gene Ontology annotation, cellular component: membrane.